Acromyrmex echinatior (Panamanian leafcutter ant) is the source of this 783-nucleotide messenger RNA. Its product is annotated as royal jelly protein-like protein. The record is from RefSeq and is a predicted model, not a curated record. NCBI's taxonomy places the organism in Eukaryota, Metazoa, Arthropoda, Insecta, Hymenoptera, Formicidae.
AUGUCAAUGGCAAUUGUGAGCUUCGGAGUUGAAAUAAAUUUCAUACAUGAAUGGAAAUACGCUGACUUUGAAUGGGAAAGUCAAGAGCAGAAGCAGGCAGCGAUAAAUUCCGGCACUUACAAUCCAUUAAUGUGCGUGUUCGAAGAUGCAAGUAAAGCGGAUGGUAGGUUGAUAAACAUUCGAUUUAUAAACAAAAUAUUUGCAGAUGGUAGACUAUUCAUUACUAUUACUAAUGUAUAUGGCCCUGGUUCACCUGCUUCUUUGACGACAGUAACUAAUAAAAUAGGUUCAGGUGGUCCACUUUUACGGCCAUAUCCAAAUUGGAGCUGGUAUGAUAACAAAAACAUAUGUGACGGUAUUGUAAAUGUUUACCGUACGGAUAUUCAAUGCAAUCACUUAAUUAUUCUGGAUAAUGGCAAAAUCGAGCAAUACGACCAAGUCUGUAAUCCAAAACUAUUGAUCUUUGAUUUAAAAGAUGAUACGCUUGUUAAAACUAUUUAUCUUCCACUUGAUUUCACUACUAACCAAACAGGCUCUGGAUUAUUGAUAACGCCUUUGGUUUAUGCUCCCGGAGAAUGCAAGCAGUUUCUGGAUAAAAUGAUUGUAUUUAUCACUGAUACGAAAGGAUCCGGUUUAGUGAUGUAUGACUCAUCUACAAAGCGUAUGUGCAGAAUUGAAUCUGAUUAUAUGAAACCGACUGAUAUUUUUUUCUCUGUAGCAAAUCAAAAUUUUACUUAUGAGGGCGGAAUCUUCAGUAUAACAACCCUUGAUGAUGGCAAGUAG